GCUAACAUGACCGCCUCUGUAUACUACACGUACGAUAGGAUUGUAUAUAUAUGAGAAAUUCCUACUUGAUUUCCCUUCUGCUUUACUUCCAGCCACCUUUUCCUUAUUGGUAAUUGCCGCAUUAUCAUACCUAUUAACACCAUGGCCGACAUGGUGAGUGGAGAUGUAUCCAACACCGCCGAAAGCCAGAAGAUGGCAUCAGUCUCGGUCAUUCUCAUUCCGUGGGAUCCUGAGUCACAAGAACAUGCAGAGCGUAUGGCACAGCAGAGGAUUGCAUGCGGCUGGAAGCAAGAUCAGAUUGAGAAUUGGAAGGAUCAACAGAGAGAGGGUCUUAUAGGGCUGCAUUGGAUUGUUCUCCCGCCUUCAGACCCCAAUACGACUUCACGUCUCGAGAGGCACAUCUUCGCCUUCCCUGACGAAGCAACCCCGCUGCAUAACACCUGCAAGAGAGUCCUGUCCCGCUCCCAUACUCCUGACCCCGCAAUCUCAACCUUUAUCCCCAUCGGUCAUAUCUCACUCGACUCCUGGAGUCCAUACGACAGCCUACAGACGUCACCUUCCAACGGCGUGUACAGUCUCACGACAUUCUACGUAUCCAAAGCACUGCAGUAUGGUGGCAUAGGAGGAGCCGCAAUGACCGCAUGUGAGACCAUGGCAGCCAGAGACUUCGGGGCCAAGGCCAUCACACUGGAUACUCUGGCGAACGAGGAGUAUCGGCCCGACAAUCCGCGACGGGCUGCUAUGGGGCUGGAGCAAACCAGGCCCAGGGUUACGCCUCAAGACUGGUACCAGCGUCGGGGAUAUAUUAUAUAUUUGAAGAAGGAGGAUGGCUUCUUUGACACGGAUCCGACGGGCAAAAUUUGGGGGGCCACGCUUGUUUGCCUGAAGAAGGAGCUAGUGUAAAAGUGCACGGGCGAUGAGGUUUGGAAUAGCUGUGACUGUGGAGCGGCUCAAGACGCGAAAUGGUACAGCACGGCAAUUUUAAAGGUGAAUUGGUGAUAUAAUGCCAACGAACUGUGAGAAUCAUCUUCACCUUCACGACACAGCGGUCUCCUUGCAAUACAUCAAUAGAUGGAAGGCACGAGCACAGGUCGGCUUGGAACUGCGUGUGAUGCAAUGUCGAGAAAAUAUUGACACUCUCUGGUCAGGUAGUGUUUGCAGC
Pseudomassariella vexata is the source of this 1162-nucleotide messenger RNA. RefSeq lists its product as uncharacterized. The record is from RefSeq and is a predicted model, not a curated record. The transcript is spliced from 4 exons. Lineage: Eukaryota; Fungi; Ascomycota; Sordariomycetes; Amphisphaeriales; Pseudomassariaceae. Bases 142 to 903 code for a protein of 253 amino acids.